GUGACGUGUGCCUGCGGCUUGUCUGGUGACGUGUCUCUCCGACUCUCUCUUUCCUCUCGCAGCGGCUGAUGGAGCCACACUGACUCCUCUGUGCACUUAAACUGUUAACAGCUACACAGCAGGAGUCGGCCCAAGGACACCAUGGGGAUUAAAUUUUUGGAGGUCAUCAAGCCUUUCUGUGCAGUCCUGCCAGAGAUUCAGAAACCAGAAAGAAAGAUUCAGUUCAGGGAAAAGGUGCUAUGGACAGCCAUCACACUAUUCAUCUUUCUGGUGUGCUGCCAGAUCCCACUCUUUGGCAUUAUGUCGUCAGAUUCAGCAGAUCCCUUCUACUGGAUGAGAGUGAUCCUGGCUUCCAACAGAGGUACCCUGAUGGAGCUCGGUAUCUCACCAAUUGUCACCUCAGGCCUCAUCAUGCAGCUGCUGGCUGGCGCCAAGAUCAUCGAGGUUGGUGACACUCCCAAAGACAGAGCUCUCUUCAAUGGAGCUCAGAAAUUGUUUGGAAUGAUCAUCACCAUUGGGCAGGCCAUCGUCUAUGUCAUGACUGGCAUGUAUGGAGAUCCUUCAGAGAUGGGUGCUGGCAUAUGCCUGCUGAUCAUCAUUCAGCUCUUUGUUGCAGGUCUGAUAGUGUUGCUCCUAGAUGAGCUCCUCCAGAAGGGCUAUGGUCUAGGAUCUGGCAUUUCUCUCUUCAUUGCGACCAAUAUAUGUGAAACCAUUGUCUGGAAGGCCUUCAGCCCUACCACUGUCAAUACUGGUAGAGGUACUGAGUUUGAGGGAGCCAUCAUUGCUCUUUUCCAUCUGCUGGCCACCCGCACGGACAAGGUGCGUGCCCUAAGAGAAGCUUUCUACCGGCAAAACCUGCCUAACCUCAUGAACCUCAUCGCCACUGUCUUUGUGUUUGCCGUGGUAAUAUACUUCCAGGGCUUCAGAGUGGACCUGCCUAUCAAGUCAGCUCGUUACCGUGGGCAAUACAACACCUACCCCAUCAAGCUGUUCUACACCUCCAACAUCCCCAUCAUCCUACAGUCUGCCUUAGUGUCCAAUCUGUAUGUGAUUUCUCAGAUGCUGUCGACACGUUUCAGUGGCAACUUCCUGGUCAAUCUCCUUGGAACCUGGUCGGACACUUCAACUGGAGGACCAGCUCGGGCCUACCCAGUGGGCGGUCUCUGUUACUACCUUUCUCCGCCUGAGUCAUUUGGUAUGGUCCUGGAUGACCCAGUUCACGCCGUCAUCUACAUCAUCUUCAUGCUGGGCUCCUGUGCCUUCUUCUCAAAGACCUGGAUUGAGGUGUCGGGAUCUUCAGCCAAAGAUGUAGCAAAACAGCUGAAGGAGCAGCAAAUGGUGAUGAGAGGACACAGAGAGACCUCAAUGGUGCAUGAACUUAACAGGUAUAUCCCCACAGCUGCUGCAUUUGGAGGGCUCUGUAUAGGAGGGCUGUCUGUCAUGGCAGACUUCCUGGGAGCCAUCGGAUCUGGGACAGGAAUCCUCCUGGCCGUUACCAUCAUCUACCAGUACUUUGAGAUCUUUGUGAAAGAGCAGAGUGAAGUUGGCAGUAUGGGAGCACUGCUCUUCUAAUAUCGAAUAUGCCUAUCUCCUGACACACGAGAUACAAAGAAUCCAGCUAUUUUAAAUUUUUUAUCCCAAACACUUCUGUUGGUCUAUUUCACCGCAGGGAUAAGUUUUUUUUGUUUUGUUUUUUUAACUCCACCAUUUUUGUUUUCCACCAUACUGCUCUUGCAGAAAAGUGUUUCGGUUACUUUCAGGGUUGAACGUAGUAUCAGUUGUCAUCAAUCUUUUUUUUCAGUAGAGAUCUCUGCAGGCUGCCUGAAUCACCCUCUGGCUGCCUUAUCAGCCUAAUAACGCUUAAAAGCACACGGUUGUGACUGGCUGUGACUUACCUCAGGCAUUUUUCAUUGUAGGUGUUUAAGGAACACUAAGACGGCAUCAGCAUGCUGAUCCUGAUCCACAGCUGAAAGCGUUGCGUUCGGACGUUUCGGAGGGGAGUUGAUAGAAAGCCAUGUCGUGUAAAUCACCUGUCAACCAUGUUUGAGGUUUCAAAAAGCCCAGAGUAGGAUGUGGAAAGCAUACCGAGAAUAUGCCGGUACUCCUCAUACCUGUCUCUGGUUAUCUCAAACUGUAAUAUUUUCAUUUUACUUUAUUAUUAUUAUUUUUUUUUAAUCACAGACUGUUUAUAUCCACACCCGUCUUACGCUGGGGACAGCGUUUGUCCAAUGUUCCUGGGCCCUCAGCGGAACUCGUCUGUGUCAUCUUGCUCUUUUAUUCCCAGACUGAAUCGCUGCUGAAAACUGCCGGGAUGGUCGGGAUGAGGGUGGGUUUGAUAGGACUGAGAAAGGGGUUCAUUUUUGUUUUUACUUUGUGUAAGACAUAAUUGUGUUAUUAAAAAAAAAACCAAUGUUUUCCAA
Girardinichthys multiradiatus is the source of this 2420-nucleotide messenger RNA. RefSeq names its product protein transport protein Sec61 subunit alpha-like 1. Bases 142 to 1572 code for a protein of 476 amino acids. The record is from RefSeq and is a predicted model, not a curated record. Gene Ontology annotation, molecular function: signal sequence receptor activity; ribosome binding; transmembrane protein transporter activity. The transcript has 12 exons. Gene Ontology annotation, cellular component: Sec61 translocon complex; membrane. Lineage: Eukaryota; Metazoa; Chordata; Actinopteri; Cyprinodontiformes; Goodeidae. Gene Ontology annotation, biological process: post-translational protein targeting to membrane, translocation; SRP-dependent cotranslational protein targeting to membrane, translocation.